Mytilinidion resinicola is the source of this 1545-nucleotide messenger RNA. RefSeq lists its product as uncharacterized. The transcript has a single exon. Bases 424 to 1245 code for a protein of 273 amino acids. The record is from RefSeq and is a predicted model, not a curated record. NCBI's taxonomy places the organism in Eukaryota, Fungi, Ascomycota, Dothideomycetes, Mytilinidiales, Mytilinidiaceae.
UUGUCGUUCCACAGAUCUUGAUAACUUAUCAGGCCACCUUAGACGGUGCUGAACUGCUACUUCAUGUUUUCGAAACACACCCAUUCUGUAACUGUGUACACUUGCCCAGCAGCGUUUGGGGUGGCCUGGUAAGCUAUCAGAUUUGCCAAAACUGUUGUUUCAGGGCCUUUGAGAAUGUAUCAGGCCACCUCAGACGGUGCUGGGCUGCUACUUCACGUUUUAGAAAGAUACCCACUCUGCAACUGUGUAUACUUGCCUAGCAGUGUCUGGGGUGGCCUGGUGAGCUAUGAGAGCUGCCAAAUCUGUCGUUUCACAGUUUUUGAUAACGUAACGGGCCACCCCAAACAGUGCUGGAUUGUCACUUCAUGGAGAUUGUGGGCAGCAUAUGUUGUCACGUAAAAGGAUCUGAUUCAUGGUGUUUGAAUGUUUACAUCUUGGAUUUUAGCAUUUGAACCCUCGAGAAAGUCCUCUUUGGUCUAUCAACUGCCCCAGAAUGUUCGGCUAUCACAUCCGAACUCUUCGCUCCUCUCACUUCUUCUUCUCAUCGUGGCUGCCACCGCCUGGGAGACCCCAGACUGCCUUCAAGUCUUCGAUCCGAACCGCGCUGUUGUUCGCAAGCUUGCUCUUCUCCUCGCGAUGCUUCUCCUUGCCUUUCUGGUCCAGCCUCAUCUGUCCAAAGCCCCUCACCAUAUCCUUCUCCCACUCCAUCGCAAUCAGGUUCGCCCGCCCUCUCCGGCGCUCAAUCCUUCCCGCCUUCUCGUCUGUGAUGAGCCUACUCACUUUCUCGCGAACCUCGAGCGUUUGAUGCCAGUCGGCUGGGUCGUCGAUCCGCGCGCAGACCGCCGUGUAGUUGCCUUUGACCUUGCUGUCCUUGGUGGUGCUGAAGCUGGAGAAGCCCAUAAGCCCUUGGAGCGUGGAGGUGAGGUCCUCGUCUUCUUCUAUCUCGUGGUCGGUGUCGUUGGGCAGUGGGGAUGUGUGGUUGCCUUUGACCUUCUUGCGCCUGGGCUUGGUCUGACGGUGACCGAAGCUGGAGAAGCCCGUAACCUCUUGGAGCGUGGAAGUGAGGUCUUCGUCUUCUUCCAUCUCAUUGUCGGUAGCCACAGGCAGCUCGGAGGUGAGGUCAUCGUCUUCUUUUAUCUCGUUGUCGGUAUCGGCAGGCAGCUCGGAGGUGGGUUCCACUCCUCCCGGCUCGUUGUCGGAAUCUUCGCAGUCGUCAUGCUGAUCUGGGGUCUUGCAGAUGCAUGAUCUGCCAGUGCCUUCACGGGGAUCGCCACCCUUCUGGCGUUUGGAACGCACCAGCGCGUCGACGUCGGCUUCCUAUGUGGGCGGGUAGUAGUAGGUCUUGGCUGGGUGGGUGUUGUUUGCUGUGAUGCGACGAAAGGGAUGGAAGAGACGUGCGAUGACGUUUCGACAAUGGGGCAAGGGGACAGGACGUUAGAUACGCUUACUCUCUUUGACAUGCUUGAUGACAGGCUGGAUGUGGUGGUGUGAUGCUGAAGGUGUAGGGUGUGUUGGAUUGAGUUUGAGGUUUAGGGCGACGAUGAG